Drosophila nasuta is the source of this 2335-nucleotide messenger RNA. Its product is annotated as stromal cell-derived factor 2. Bases 129 to 779 code for a protein of 216 amino acids. The transcript is spliced from 5 exons. Lineage: Eukaryota; Metazoa; Arthropoda; Insecta; Diptera; Drosophilidae. The record is from RefSeq and is a predicted model, not a curated record.
CGGUCACGCUACAAGCAGCUGUCAAAUUCAUUUGUUUGCGUGUGCCUCUGAUUUUGCCGAAAGCUUGAUUUGGAUUAAACUCUAUAUUAGAUUAAGUACUUAAUUGUAAACGUAAGAAUAAAGACAGCAUGCUACACACACUAUUUUUCGUGGCAUUAGCACUAAUCAGCUGUCUGCCCAGCAAUAACGCUGCCCAGACCAAUUUUGUGACGUGUGGCUCAAUACUGAAACUGCUCAAUUCCGAUUAUUCGUUCCGCCUGCAUUCCCAUGAUGUUAAAUACGGCUCUGGAUCGGGUCAACAAUCCGUGACUGGCGUCGAGCAAAAAGAGGAUGUCAACAGCCAUUGGACUGUGAAGGGGCAGAAUAACAAAAUGUGCGAGCGUGGUGAACCGAUUGCUUGCGGCGCUACCAUCCGAUUGGAGCACUUGACUACCAAAAAGAACCUGCACUCGCAUCAUUUCUCCUCUCCGCUUUCCGGUGAACAGGAAGUCUCAGCCUAUGGCGUCGAUGGCGUUGGCGAUACUGGCGAUCAUUGGGAUGUGAUUUGCUCCAACGAGAGCUGGAUGCGUGAUGCGCACGUGCGCCUGCGACAUGUUGAUACCGGCAUGUAUUUGGGCAUGUCAGGUCGCUCCUAUGGCCGCCCCAUAUCCGGACAAAUGGAAAUCGUGGGACUUCACAGUCCUCAACAUGGCACACGUUGGACCACAUCGGAGGGACUUUAUAUCGUGCCCAAGGAUAAGGAUUCCACGCAUGAGGAAUAUGCUCACACAGAGCUGUAGUUGCAGCAAAUCCUUUAACUAUACUUAAGAUGAUUAAAUUAUAAUUUAGCAGAAUUUAUGUGAAAGCGAAUUAUUUCAGCUGCAAAUCCCAUUUUUGUGUGUGAAAUUAAAAAAACAAAACAUUUGCCAAAUCAACGUUUCAUGUUUUCUAACACUGGAAUAUCAUUUAUAAGAGGUGGCUAGAAAUAUCGAUGUUUUUGCAGAAAGCUUGCGAAUAACAAUAUUUUUUAAAACAACCACUCUAAUGUAAGUUUUUGAAAUAACCAAUAUGAAGACCUUAUUUCAAAACUCUAAAUUCUACAGUACGCGUAAUACGUAAUAGUGCAUUUAUUUUGGGUGCAACGAAUCGAUGCUUAAAAACAUCGUACAAUAAAAAAAAUCGAUGCAUCGAUAGCAACAUCGAAGUUCCCCCACCAUAAGUUAAGCGCGCGUUGUUUAGCUCUCGUGACAGCAGCAAUAUAAUUUAAUAGUUAUAUUUUGCAUUAUUAUAAAACCACUAUUAAGUUUGAACGUAGUUCGUUGCCCAUUACAGCAAUAUCUAAUCUACUUAUCAAUAAUAAUGAAAUUAAUAACUAAAGCACACACAACCAAACCAAACUAAACUAAACUCAAGUAAACACAUUCAGCGAACUCAAUAUACGAACACUAGAACUAGAAUUAGUCUGGUCCAACAAUUACAAUUCAAUAAACAAACAAAACAAAUGAUGACAAUUGCAGAACAACAAAUACAGAUACAACACGAAUACAAUACAAUAACAAAUAUCGAAUAUCCAAUAUCAAAUACCAGGAAUAUGCAUAUUGCUAAUUAAAUUAUGAAUACGUAAAACUAAUUAAACAACAAUGCUCGUAUAACAGCUAUGCCCACACACAUACAUACACUACAAUAGAUAUAUACAGAUACUAUAACCAGCUAUACCAAUAGAUAUACAUAUAUAUACAUAUAUAGUCGUAUACCUAGCCAUAGAUGUAUGUCAAUAUUUGUGCAACAAUUAACGGCAGAGAGACAGCAAAAGAGAGACAAGAAUAAAAAAAAACUGAAAUAUAAUUAUCAAAAAUAUCAAAUAUCUCUUAUACUAUUAAUGUCUGCCUAAAUGUAUACACAUUCUUUGCUGUUUACUAAACGUUUUCAAUAUAAUACUAAUAAUAAUACCCAUAAUAACAAUAAUAUCGUUCUAUAUAUACUACUAUAUUGUACAUAUAUAUUCGUAUAAUAUCAAACCACUUGUAAUGUGCCUUCAUGAUACUCGUAUGAUUAUAAUGCUAUAAACUUCAACUAAAUGCGACUGCUAUGCAUUGCUAUGCCACCCACUACUCGUAUAGCUAACCCGUCUAUCUAUCCAAUCCAGUUCAGUUCACGUCUACGAUAUCCACCUAGAUAUGCCUAUGGAACCUGACACAUUGGAAUCUGACACCCUCGUAGUGCGUUUACGAUCCUGCCGCUAAAACCAAUUAAGCACGGCCAACAAAAUCAAAACUUUUACACCAAUUUUUUGGCUCUAUGUGCAAUUAAUAAACUCACCACUUAAAAAAAAAAACAAAAUAAACUAAAAAUCAAA